Hipposideros armiger (great roundleaf bat) is the source of this 579-nucleotide messenger RNA. RefSeq names its product chromosome unknown CXorf65 homolog (gene CUNHXorf65). Bases 1 to 579 code for a protein of 192 amino acids. Lineage: Eukaryota; Metazoa; Chordata; Mammalia; Chiroptera; Hipposideridae. The record is from RefSeq and is a predicted model, not a curated record. The transcript is spliced from 6 exons.
AUGUUCGCCUACAUCAAACAUGGAGAUAAUCAGCGGUUUCUGAUCAAUAUCAAUUGCUGUGUCUACCUGUUGAUGCAUUACAUCCGCAGUAAAUUGGGGUUGGCUAAAACAGACACCAUCGAUUUGUGUGAUGAAUCGGGGACAGUGAAGUUGCUUUUCCUGAUGAAAACCCUUGGAGAAUAUGCCAUCAAAUUCCUUACAGCUCGAAACACCUACUACGUUUGUAAGGUGAUACGUGGAGCACCAGGAACCCGACUUCAGAAUGCUUACCUAGCUUUCAGGCCCUUCCUGAAGACUCCAGCAUUUGAUUUGAUUGGUAAGCAGUGUGAUGGAGAACAUGGCCAAGCUGUGGGUCCCUUUUCCUGGUUGCUAGAUGCCUUGUGCACACAAUGUGGCAUGCUGGAAAGGAGCCGCCUGAAAUUGCUUAGAAUGAAAGCCCCCAAGAAAGCCGCUUCAGAAACCUCCGUGAAACUUAUAGGCAGAUCAGGCGAAGACAGGAUCACUGCCAGGAUUCUGUACCACAAUAUGAGAGUAGACUUUGUCCGCAGGAAGAACAGACUGAGGCUCAAUAAAAAGUAA